This is a messenger RNA of Acanthisitta chloris (rifleman), 515 nucleotides long. Its product is annotated as small conductance calcium-activated potassium channel protein 3-like. Gene Ontology annotation, molecular function: calmodulin binding; small conductance calcium-activated potassium channel activity. The annotation marks the transcript as partial. Gene Ontology annotation, biological process: potassium ion transmembrane transport. The transcript is spliced from 2 exons. NCBI's taxonomy places the organism in Eukaryota, Metazoa, Chordata, Aves, Passeriformes, Acanthisittidae. Gene Ontology annotation, cellular component: neuron projection; neuronal cell body; plasma membrane. The record is from RefSeq and is a predicted model, not a curated record.
GACUCCAUGUUCUCCCUGGCCCUGAAAUGCCUUAUCAGCCUCUCCACAGUCAUCCUGCUGGGCCUCAUCAUUGCCUACCACACUCGGGAGGUGCAGCUCUUUGUGAUCGACAACGGAGCCGACGACUGGCGGAUAGCGAUGACGUACGAGCGCAUCCUCUACAUCAGCCUGGAGAUGUUGGUCUGUGCCAUACACCCCAUCCCUGGGGAGUACAAAUUUUUCUGGACAGCCCGUCUGGCUUUCUCCUACACACCUUCUCGGGCAGAGGCAGACGUGGACAUCAUCCUGUCUAUCCCCAUGUUUCUGCGCCUCUACCUGAUCGCUCGGGUGAUGCUGCUGCACAGCAAACUCUUCACCGACGCCUCCUCGCGCAGCAUUGGGGCUCUCAACAAGAUCAACUUCAACACUCGCUUCGUCAUGAAGACACUCAUGACAAUCUGCCCUGGGACAGUGCUGCUGGUCUUCAGCAUUUCCCUCUGGAUCAUUGCUGCGUGGACAGUCCGUGUGUGUGAGAG